GCGAGGAACCGACUGGGAUGGACAGCAACGAGGGCGUGUACGAAGCGGAGCGGGCGAGUUUGGUCGUGCUAGGACUGGCCACAGCGGCACCGGAGCAGCGGCACCGGAGCAACGGCACCGGAGCAGCCGAACCGGAACAGGCGGACGGCAUCGAACCGUGGUGUACGGACAACCAUCUUUUGUGUUGCUAAUUUUUUUUCCGUU
Ectocarpus sp. CCAP 1310/34 is the source of this 204-nucleotide messenger RNA. Lineage: Eukaryota; Phaeophyceae; Ectocarpales; Ectocarpaceae. The record is from the annotation of a GenBank genome assembly.